AUGGCUUAUAUACUAGAGUUGGCGUCUGCUCGCGCGACGGCCGAACGAAACGAUGAGCCCGCUUAUCUACGAAGCGAAACUCUACGAUUGCUCAAAGAGCAGGAGCGCGCUCCUACGACGCUUUCAAAUCAUCCGAAUCCAAGCGGUCUUCCGGUUUGCUUCAUCUGCACGAGACCAAUUUUAGGAGUUAUGGCUCGUGCUGCCGGAAAAGAUCUGCACGAGGAUUGUCUUUCGUGCGCCACUUGCGGAAACUCUCUUCGCAAUGUCGGACAUCACUUCAUCGACGAUAAGUUCUAUUGUGACAUUCAUGGAUCGCAAAAGAAGGCCGGCGGAGCUCGGCCGGGAAUGGAUCCCAACAUUUUUGUGAAGUCAUCUCCGACGGCCACUCAACCAGUCUACCGACAGGAGAGUCCGCGAGCUGCCUAUCAGCCUCAAGUGAACAGCCCACGACCAGUCUCUGUUUCGCCAGCUCCGCCAGGUGGAAGACAUUCCGUCACUACUCACUAUCAUACACCAAAAACUCAGGGAAUUUUGAGUCCUUCGCAACGUGGAAUCCCAACUGCUGUAUUUGGUGCUGAUCAUUCGAAGACGGUUUCAUAUGGUGGUGGCACCCAAUACGACACUAAUCGUCUUUCGCCAGCACCAUCGCAAUUCUCAAAUGUUUCGCAGAAGACUCAACAGCAAACUGCGCCGCCAAUGCCAUCCAAUCCACCGCCAUCGAACCAAAAUCAACACCAAAAUCACAAUCAUAGUGAGUCUCGUGUCCCAGAGUCUGUCCGCAGUGCUGUUUCACCACGUCGCGCCACGAAAGCACCUCGACAGUGGCCUCCGCCAGAAAAUAACAACAAUUCUCAGAGAUAUUGGAAGAUUAAUGCAGCUGAGACUCUCAAGAAGGAGAAGCCGGCGACAUAUGGCUCCGAUUUGGUAGCACUAAUAAAGGAAUGCGAAGCGGACAAGGAACCACCGAAAACCGUGCGCAAAAAGAGAUUGUCAAACAUCAGUAAGGAUCAGGUUCAGAAGGCGUUUGAAGAGCAUCGAAAGAGACGACAAGAAGAACCAAAAUCAAUAACAUCGACGCAGCCUUCUGAAGUUCACAAGCCCAUUGCAAUUGUCGGAAGACCGUAUUUCGAAGAAGACGAACCUCUCCAGAGCUAUAUUGUGAAAAAUCCCGCUAUCAGUUUCUCAUCAUCGUCACAAGAAUGCACUAGUAUACAAACGAGAGUAACACGACAUGAAGUGGUUAAUCAGGAAGAGCGGCCGAAUACUCUCCAGCUUCCAUCGGGGCCGUCUGUUACAGAUUCAAGUACUUCACCGAUUCCUUCGAUCCGAUUACACAGGAAGCCAAUUCCUUCUGUUUCGAUUACAAACGCAUCGGGUCCGCCGUUAAUUGUUGAAACAGAAAAGAAAGAAGAGGCCGAAUUGCCGAAGAAAGCAAUGAAACGAGUUGAUUUCUCAAAGGCAUCCCCAGUUGCGAUUGAGACGGAAUGGAAGCAACAUUCAGAUAUUGUCGACGAAUCCGAUAUUCUAACAGAAGCAUCGAGAGAUGAGGACAGUGUUUCGCUAGCCAAUAUGCAAUUGAAAACCUACGAUGGCGAUGAAUCUGAAAUGAUUGAUGAUGUUACCAGCACAUUUGAGCUUGAUGAGGAGCCGAAGCAAGAAGAUAAGCAUGAGCAAUGGAGACAAAGAGCAAUGCAGUUACUCGAUGAUGAUUCGCAAACAGAACGAGAUCUUAUGAUUGUCGCCGCGUUGAACGAAAGACUUCAAGGCCUUCGAGACAUGGAAGAGGACGAUCGGAUUCGAGCGAUUGAAUGCAUCGCCAGACACCAAAACGAUCUCGAACAAACACAAACGCAAUUGAGCAAUUUGCUCGAAAGCGCCAUUCAAUAUCUUCGCAACUUACAAACCGAUGAGUCCGAAGAACAAGAAAUGAAACCUCCGAUUCCGCCGGAACGACAUGUGUUUCCAUUUUUCUCAAAACCAGCGCCUUCGAUAACUCAAAGUUUGCAUGAUGUGCUUGAUGAACAUCGUAGUAUUCAACAAGCUCCUCCAGCUCCACCAACUCGUACGGUCAGCUCGUCAGAUGCUGUCGAAGAUUCGAGAAACUUUUUGGCGUCACGUCUCGGCCAAUGCUUGAAUCUCGAAGGAUCUUACACCAAGUCGUCUUUCGAGCGAACAACCACCGAAACAAGACCAUAUGACGCUGGAAACGGAAACGGACAAAAUGCUGGAGAAUUCCGCGGCACCGGAUCGUUGAACCAGCAAUCGGUUGGCGGAAGAAUCCCAUUCUGCGAGGCGUGCAAACAACAGAUCAGAGGCGCCUUCGUUUUGGCCACUGGCAAGUCGUGGUGCCCAGAGCACUUCGUUUGUGCCAAUUCGUCAUGUCGUCGUCGCCUUCUCGAGUGCGGAUUCGUCGAAGAAGACGGCCAAAAGUUCUGCGAGACUUGCUUCGAGCAACACAUUGCUCCAAGAUGUGCCAAGUGCUCAAAGCCAAUCGUUUCGGACUGUUUGAAUGCUCUUCAAAAGAAAUGGCAUCCAACGUGUUUCACGUGCGCUCAUUGCCAGAAGCCGUUCGGCAACAGCGCAUUCUAUCUCGAACAAGGAUUGCCCUAUUGUGAACAAGAUUGGAAUGCUUUGUUCACUACGAAAUGCGUUAGUUGCCGCUACCCGAUUGAAGCCGGAGAUCGUUGGGUUGAAGCUCUCGGAAGCGCAUUCCAUUCCAACUGUUUCACUUGCGCACGCUGCAACCACAAUCUAGAAGGCGAAAGCUUCUUCGCCAAAAAUGGGCAACCAUUCUGCAAACUUCACGCCUAA
This is a messenger RNA of Caenorhabditis bovis, 2811 nucleotides long. Lineage: Eukaryota; Metazoa; Nematoda; Chromadorea; Rhabditida; Rhabditidae. The record is from the annotation of a GenBank genome assembly.